Molecule: messenger RNA, 1755 nt
Organism: Ceutorhynchus assimilis (cabbage seed weevil)
Lineage: Eukaryota; Metazoa; Arthropoda; Insecta; Coleoptera; Curculionidae
Source: the annotation of a GenBank genome assembly
UUGGGUUUGCUUUUUGUUUUGUUUAUGUUUAAUUGUUUUGUAAUUUGGAUUUGUUUUGUUCAUUCGGAAUAAUCAAAAUUAAAAAGUUCACGUUUUUUGUCCGAUGCCGAUAUUUCAAUUUCAUCUGAGAGAAGAUGGCUUGCCCUAGUGAAAUAGCGCUAAUGUGCAGACUUUGUCUACUGAAAGAUAAACAACAAGUAAAUAUUCCAAUUUUCGAAGACCACAGUGAUAGUAAGCUAUUGGUUAAAAUCAGUGCCUUGUUACCCAUUAAGAUAUUCAAAGAAGACCAAUUACCCAAGAAUAUCUGUGAUGGAUGUUCAGACAAGUUAAACCUAUUGUACGAGUUUUGGAAUGUCUCCCUAGAAUCAGAACGGACUUUAUUGUCUUGGCUCAAGAAUGAUAAUCUUACAAUCAGCGCCUUGGCAGAGCCAAUUGAAGAGACUAUAGUCAAAGAAGAGGUUGAAGUUGAGGACGAAUCUCCUUAUUUGGAUCUUGCUCAACACUCUUCUAUGGAUGAAUUUCAGGAGGCUGAAGAAGAAGACGUUGAGGAGCCACCAUCAAAACGGCCGCGUCGGCUUGCUGCCAUGAAAGCUGGGAUUAGUAUUGCCACUGUAUCUGACGACGAUAAUUAUGAGGAUGGACCUCAAACGGAGGAUGUUGUAAAACUAGAAUUUGAAAGUGAUGAGAAUGACAAUAGUGAAGACAUUGCAAAAUUAGAAAAUGAAUCUGACAACGAUAUUUCAUCAUCAGUUCCUGAAAAUAGUACCCACGAGUCCCACGACCAACCUGGACCAUCAGGCCUUGGCAAGAGCGGAACUGAAACACCUCCAACUUCGACUACUCAUCACUCUCGUUAUCACUGGUGCAUUGUUCCUAUGUGCGAAAAUACUUCAAUAAAAACUCCGCAAAAGACAUUUAUUCAAGUUCCAAGGCAGGAAAAUAGAAGGAAAUUAUGGCUUGAUAUGGUUAGGCGAAAUCCAAAGCAAUUUUCCAAAGCCACUUCAGUUUUUGUGUGUGAAGAUCAUUUUGAUUUGGAAAAUGACAUGGAGAACUAUUUACGGUGGAAAAUGAUGGGAGGGCCAAAACUGCUUAAACAAGAAGCUUUUCCACAUAAGUUUGAAUGCCAGAAGAAGAGUCUUACGUGCGAAGUUGGUAGGAUCGAACCAAGGACCGCACAAAGCAGAGACGUAGAGCACAGGGUAUCACACUGUCGACUUUCCGACGCACGCGACAGCGUAUCGACAACACGCAUUCAGAAGAUGGGUGAAGAAAAUCAAAUCGUUGACAAAUUGAAACGCAAAAGGGAAUUGACCAAUGCGCGCGUGAAAAAAUACCGUGAAAGGAAGCAAAUUGAAUAUCAGCGACUGAAUUCUUCGAAGCAGGAAGACCCUAGAGUUCAAUCGAAGAUUGCCGAACGGAAGAAAGCAAUGUCGAAGGAACGUUCGAGAAGGUAUCGUGAGAGGAAACGUCUACUAAAAUCUGUUCAUCAUGUGGUUCAUGAGUCACAAAUUCCUGGACCUUCGCGUUGAAAUCCGCAAGAUGCGUAUUAAUUAGGAAAUCGAUAAACUACGAUUUAUCAUUCUCAGAUUGCUGAAACAUCCACAAAUAUGAAUAUUCCUCUUGUUAUAGGUACGCCAUGAUUCGGGAAAUUUAAAUAUUGAUGAAAAUCUUUCGUCAUUAGGUACUAAACGAUAAAAGUCAACCAAUAAAAGAUGAUGAUUCUGUUUUGGGGCCGCUUCUUUUCCUCCUAUACAG